CGCAGGUGGAUGGGAGAGUCCUGAGAAGCCCCUCCAGAUCGGAUCAAGACCAGGAUGGAGAAGACCAUAGAGGGGCUGCAAGAACAAAUGAUGGCUAGAUCUAUCCCUUGUGAUGCUGAACUUCAACAACUCAUGCACCAGAUCGACAUAAUGGUAAACAAGAAGAAACUGGAAUGGGAAAAGAAAAUGCAGGGAUUGGAAGCAAGAAUGACUAUCCGGAAUGAAGAGUUAGCAAGUGCCCAGAGCAAAUUAGAUCAGAAAGGCCAAGAGGUGGGCUUACUCAGACAGAAGCUGGACAGCUUACAAAAGUCGAAAUAUGAGAUGGCUCAAAAUUACGAUGCCCAGCUCCAAGCCUUGAAAAUCCAAUUUGCUAAGCUGACACAAAGCUAUGAAAAGUUACAGUUGCACCAAUUAAAACAAAACAAAACUCACAGCGUGGAGAAAUGCACGGAAAACCAAGAAGCCCCUUUCCCGAUGAACAGCUUGAACCAGAAGUUGGAGCAACAAGCUCAAAAUUGUAAAAUCCAAAUACACUGUCAAAAGCUGAAGCAAAAUGAUGGGGAUCCUUGCAGCCAGUACAGAAACGAGCAGCUUGGGCUCCAGAACGGUGCUUUUACCGAGCCCGCUGAUAGGAACAAAUUCUUUAUGGAAAAACUUGAAUCAACCGUGAGUGAAAUCGCAGUGAGCAGAAACAAACUACAAGAGGAAAACUUAAAGCUCCAACAGGAAGUAAAAAUGUACCAAAGGAAAUGCCAGAACACUGAAGUCAGGCUCCUGGAAGUGAGGAAUGAACUGCAGUCUCGGGAAGACCUCCUAAAUAUGGUGGAACUGGAAUGCCAGCAGUUGCGAAAGGAAGUGGCCAAAAUCGAAGAAUAUAAAAACAAAGAAGAAAAUCAAGUGAAGCUCCAGUCAGCUUAUGCACAAUGCAUCAAGGAUCUGGAAAUAAAGAAAACUCAGAUACUUAUUCUGGAAAGGCAGCAGGACAAUCUACAAAAAGAGCUAAAUGAGAUAAGCGUCCAGCUUUCUCGGGAAGCGCAAGCCCAUCGCUCCGAGGUGGAGAGACUGAGGAUGGAAAACUCUAGCUUGACAGAGGAGCUUCAUCAGAAGGAAAUUACUAUAGCAACUAUUGUGGAAAAUGCCGCUGUGCUGGAAAAGCAGGUACAAACAGAGCUAGAGAUAAAAGAGAAAAUAUUAGCAAAACAGGUGCAGCUGAAGGAGCUGGUCUUUACUGGCCUGUGCAGAAUUCAAUCCAGUCUGCAAUAUAUGAACAUUUGGGAUGCUGCCAAACGCAUGUUCCUGACUGGCAUGGCCUGCGGGAUAGGAUUACUUUUGAAAGCAAUGGCCCUUCGCUUCCUGAAAGUUCGAGCCGAGAGCGUGAACCCGUAG
This is a messenger RNA of Thamnophis sirtalis, 1386 nucleotides long. The record is from RefSeq and is a predicted model, not a curated record. NCBI's taxonomy places the organism in Eukaryota, Metazoa, Chordata, Lepidosauria, Squamata, Natricidae.